AGGCCUCGGCGGCGGCGGCGGUAGUGGUUUCCGGAUUGGCCGAGAGGGUGGUGCCGCCGCCUGGACCGCGGAGUGGAAGAUGUUCAACGUGGAGUCCCUGGAGCGGGUGGAGCUGUGCGAGAGCCUCCUCACCUGGAUCCAGACAUUUAAUGUGGAAGCAGCAUGCCAGACUGUGGAAGAUUUAACGAAUGGGGUUGUGAUGGCCCAGGUGCUUCAGAAGAUAGAUCCUGUAUAUUUUGAUGAAAAUUGGCUAAAUAGAAUCAAAACUGAAGUGGGAGACAAUUGGAGAUUAAAGAUAAGCAAUUUGAAGAAAAUUUUAAAAGGAAUUCUGGAUUACAACCAUGAGAUUUUAGGACAACAGAUUAAUGAUUUUACACUUCCUGAUGUUAAUCUUAUUGGGGAACACUCAGAUGCUGCAGAGCUUGGAAGGAUGCUUCAACUCAUUUUGGGAUGUGCUGUGAACUGUGAGCAGAAGCAAGAGUACAUCCAAGCUAUCAUGGUGAUGGAAGAGUCUGUACAGCAUGUUGUCAUGACGGCCAUUCAAGAGCUGAUGAGCAAGGAAUCUCCAGUUUCUCUUGGAAAUGAUGCCUAUGUUGACCUUGACCGCCAGUUGAAGAAAACUACAGAGGAACUAAAUGAAGCUUUGGCAGCAAAAGAAGAGAUUGCCCAGAGGUGCCAUGAAUUAGACAUGCAGGUUGCAGCAUUGCAAGAAGAAAAAAGUAGUUUACUUGCAGAAAAUCAGAUAUUGAUGGAAAGAUUAAACCAGUCUGACUCAAUAGAAGAUCCUAACAGUCCAGCUGGCCGAAGACAUCUUCAGCUACAGACUCAAUUAGAGCAGCUCCAGGAGGAGACAUUCAGACUAGAAGCCGCCAAAGAUGACUAUCGAAUACGAUGUGAAGAAUUGGACAAGGAAAUUUCUGAACUCCGGCAGCAAAAUGAAGAACUAACCACACUGGCAGAUGAAGCUCAGUCUUUGAAAGAUGAAAUAGAUGUUCUUAGGCAUUCUUCUGAUAAAGUGGCUAAACUUGAAGGCCAAGUAGAAUCAUAUAAAAAGAAACUAGAAGAUCUUGGCGAUUUGAGGCGGCAAGUGAAACUGUUAGAAGAGAAGAACACGAUGUACAUGCAGAACACUGUAAGUCUAGAGGAGGAGUUAAGGAAAGCCAACGCAGCUCGCAGUCAGCUUGAAACAUACAAGAGACAGGUAGUAGAAUUGCAAAAUAGAUUAUCUGAAGAAUCAAAGAAAGCAGAUAAAUUGGAUUUUGAAUAUAAACGGCUGAAAGAAAAAGUGGAUAGUCUUCAAAAAGAAAAGGAUAGAUUAAGAACUGAACGGGAUUCUCUUAAAGAAACCAUUGAAGAACUUCGAUGUGUACAGGCCCAAGAAGGGCAGCUCACCACUCCAGGAUUAAUGCCUCUGGGAAGUCAAGAGUCUUCAGACAGUCUGGCAGCAGAGAUUGUUACACCUGAAAUAAAAGAGAAACUUAUUCGUCUUCAACAUGAAAAUAAGAUGUUAAAACUUAAUCAAGAAGGUUCUGACAAUGAAAGGAUUGCAUUAUUGCAGAGCCUGCUCGAUGAUGCAAAUCUUCGAAAGAAUGAAUUAGAGACAGAAAAUAGGCUGGUGAAUCAGAGACUUUUGGAAGUACAGUCACAAGUUGAAGAAUUGCAGAAAUCUUUACAGGAACAAGGUUCAAAAGCAGAAGAUUCAGUUCUUCUGAAAAAGAAGCUUGAAGAACAUUUAGAGAAGCUGCAUGAAGCUAAUAAUGAAUUGCAGAAGAAACGAGCCAUUAUUGAAGAUUUGGAACCAAGAUAUAACAACAGCUCAAUAAAAAUUGAAGAAUUACAGGAAGUUUUGAGGAAGAAAGAAGAAGAAAUGAAGCAAAUGGAAGAACGAUAUAAGAAGUACUUGGAGAAGGCCAAAAGUGUUAUCCGUACUUUAGAUCCUAAGCAGAAUCAAGGAGCAGCUCCAGAAAUACAGGCUUUGAAAAACCAACUACAAGAACAGGACCGGAUGUUCCAUUCAUUAGAGAAAGAAUAUGAAAAAACGAAGAGUCAAAGAGAGAUGGAAGAAAAAUUUAUUGUUAGUGCCUGGUACAAUAUGGGAAUGACACUGCAUAAAAAGGCAGCUGAAGAUAGACUUGCUAGUACAGGUCCAGGGCAGUCAUUCCUGGCCAGGCAAAGGCAGGCAACAAGCGCAAGAAGGUCCUACCCUGGCCAUGUCCAGCCAGCCACAGCAAGGUAGAGAAGUCUGGUCAUUGUGGCCAUUGGAAAAGUAACCGACCUCCCUUCAAAGCAAACUUCUGUUGCACGUGACAACAUUUCAGGAAAUUCAGCCAGCUUAUUUUCUGUGUUCUGUACCUUGUUAAUAAUCAUUUAUUCUGCAUUUCAGUCAUUUUUUCCUCCCUGUGUCUGUAAUGUAUUAGUUUCUUCUGACAUUUCCUUUGGAGUCUUUUUUUCUUCCUUUUAAUGUGCCAAAAUUUUUGGGAUAUCCAAUAAAGAAUGUUGCAUAACA
This is a messenger RNA of Gracilinanus agilis (Agile Gracile Mouse Opossum), 2506 nucleotides long. It is a transcript of the gene HOOK3, whose product is annotated as hook microtubule tethering protein 3. The transcript is spliced from 22 exons. Gene Ontology annotation, biological process: cytoskeleton-dependent intracellular transport; cytoplasmic microtubule organization. Gene Ontology annotation, molecular function: microtubule binding; dynein light intermediate chain binding. Gene Ontology annotation, cellular component: cytoplasm; centrosome. The record is from RefSeq and is a predicted model, not a curated record. Bases 80 to 2236 code for a protein of 718 amino acids. NCBI's taxonomy places the organism in Eukaryota, Metazoa, Chordata, Mammalia, Didelphimorphia, Didelphidae.